CUUUUAUUUUGCAUUGAAAUGAAUUUACAUUUAUACUAAUAAAAUUUAAAACAAAAUAGUAUUGCUAUCAUGAAUUCACAAAGUUACUUUCCAAAUUACUAUGCCGUGGAAGAUAUAUUUGUCACUCAGGAAAAAGUAGAGUGUAAAGUUAAUGCAAAGCUUUUAAAAAUGGGUUUCCUGGAUGCUGGAGCUGAAACAGAAGAUCUUAAUCCGGGCCGCAAUAUCAAUUUACCUCUAUGGUACAUUAAAGAAUUGAAAGUAAAUAAUCCGUAUUUCACCGUAAAUGUUCCAGAUAUAUAUAAAAAUGUACACAAAGCCGUGUGUGAGGCAGAAACUACACACAUAGAAUUGGGCAAAUUACAUCCAUACUUCUAUGAAUAUGGGCGCUAUUUAACUCCCUAUGAUCGCAAUCAUGUGGUGGGCAAAAUUGUAUUUGAAACAAUGCGCCAACGAGUAAGACAUUUACUGGAUAUUUCCAAAAAUUCUACUGAUUGUGGUAAACCUGAACACCGUUUAGAUGAUAUAGAAAAUAAACUGUAUGAUGCCGGCAUGAAAACAAGUACUUUGUUCACCAAUUGGCUGCAAAUGAAAUCCAAUAACAUCGCUGUAUCGGAAAUGGUGCAAGAACAUACCAAGAAACGUAAGCGUGAACGUACCAGCGAUGCUAAUGAUGAUUCGCCCGAACAAGAUCGUAAACGUCAAACACUGUAGCUUUUCGUUAUUAACAAUAAAUUUUAUUCAAACAAAAAACUUUUUUAAACAUUUUAAAUAAAUCUACUUGCUAUGGCCAGCACUUUGGUGUAAUCAGCA
This is a messenger RNA of Calliphora vicina (urban bluebottle blowfly), 810 nucleotides long. RefSeq names its product DNA replication complex GINS protein Psf3 (gene Psf3). Bases 70 to 711 code for a protein of 213 amino acids. Gene Ontology annotation, cellular component: GINS complex. The transcript has 3 exons. Gene Ontology annotation, biological process: mitotic DNA replication initiation. The record is from RefSeq and is a predicted model, not a curated record. NCBI's taxonomy places the organism in Eukaryota, Metazoa, Arthropoda, Insecta, Diptera, Calliphoridae.